This is a messenger RNA of Glarea lozoyensis ATCC 20868, 786 nucleotides long. RefSeq lists its product as uncharacterized. The transcript has a single exon. The record is from RefSeq and is a predicted model, not a curated record. The coding region runs from base 1 to 786 and encodes 261 amino acids. Gene Ontology annotation, biological process: retrograde transport, endosome to Golgi; lysosomal transport; Golgi organization. NCBI's taxonomy places the organism in Eukaryota, Fungi, Ascomycota, Leotiomycetes, Helotiales, Helotiaceae. Gene Ontology annotation, cellular component: GARP complex; membrane; EARP complex.
AUGUCAACAAUAGCACCCCAACGCGACCCCUCCACAACCGGCCGCCGCAUCCCCCUCCUCAGCACACCCACCUCCUCCACGCGUCCCUCAACCGACCUCCCGCGCCCCCUCUCCCCCUCCCCAGCACCCAAACGCAACCGCGCAGCCCUCCGCUCCUACUACAACCUCCAAUCCUCCGCCGACACGCAAUCCGAAACCUCAUCCAUCCACUCCCCCCACGAGCCCUCAGAUUCCCCGUUAGACCGCGCGGAUUUCGACGGGGAAGCGUAUGUGCGAAAGGUGCUGGAGGAACAGAGUCUCGAAGAGGUGCUGAGGACGUAUAAUGGGGUGUUGAUGGAUAUUAGGGCGUUGGAUGCGGAGAGGAAGGCACUAGUGUAUGAUAAUUAUAGUAAGUUGAUUGCGGCGACGGAGACGAUCAGACGGAUGAGGGGGAGUGGGGUGGAGAUGGGCGGGUUGGAUAGGGAGGUUAGGGGGGUGUGGGAACGGGCGGGGGCGUUGAGGGGGGUUUGGGGGACAGGUGAAGGGGAUGGGGUUAAGGGGAGGAGGAGAGAGGUUGUUAGGAGGGUUUUGGAGACGCCGGAGAGGGUUAGGGUGUUGGUUGGGAGUGGGAGGGAGGAGGAGGGGAGGAAAUUGUGGGAGAGGACUAGGAGGGUGUUGGAGAGGUGGAGGGAGAGGGGGGUUGGUGGGGUGGAGGUUAGUGAGUGUAUUGAGGAUGGAGAGGCGGCUGUUAGGGGUGAGGGGCCGGGGGAGAGGAGUUGGGUUAAUGUGAGGAGGGAUGAGAGUUGA